Labrus mixtus (cuckoo wrasse) is the source of this 1156-nucleotide messenger RNA. RefSeq names its product heat shock protein beta-11-like. Gene Ontology annotation, molecular function: protein folding chaperone. Gene Ontology annotation, biological process: protein refolding; response to heat. Bases 77 to 727 code for a protein of 216 amino acids. The record is from RefSeq and is a predicted model, not a curated record. NCBI's taxonomy places the organism in Eukaryota, Metazoa, Chordata, Actinopteri, Labriformes, Labridae. The transcript has a single exon.
ACGCUCAUCAGACAAACAGACCCCAGACUGAAGCUGCUGAUUUUAAAGCUAAACCUCUUCCACCGCCACCAUCAGGAUGUUGUGUCCCCGAGUCUUCCAGCCCUCCCCGAUGGCCAUGACGCCCUUCCUGGACCUGCACUGGCCGGUCCGCAGCCUGUGGCCCGAGACCCGGCCACUGUUCUUCCAGCUGGAGCAGGAGAUGAUCCGUCAAAUGCAGGAGAUGAGGCAGAGCAUGGAGUACAUGGAGCGUCUGCACCAGAAGAUCUUUGAGGAGAUUGACUCCUCCUCCUCCUCCUCUGCAGGGUUUUUUAAGCCCAUCGCCUUCCAGGAGCUGGGGAGGGAUGGGGGCAACUUUGCCCUCAGUCUGGACACGCAGGAGUUCUCCCCAGAGGAGCUGUCAGUCAAACAGGUGGGCAGGAAGCUGAGGGUGAGCGGACGCACAGAGAAGAAGAAGGAGGACAAGAAGGGCUCAUACUCGUACAGGUGUCAGGAGUUCAGGCAGGAGUUCGACCUGCCCGACGGCGUCGACCCGGAGGCUGUCACCUGCUCGCUGGUGGGGGGACGUCUGCAGAUUCUGGGACUGCAGGAAAAACCAGUGCAUGAUGGGAAGGAGAGGGUCAUCCCAAUCAACAUCACGUCGACCCCCGCAAUCACUUCGUCCAGCAGCGUGGCUGAGGAGAGCAGCACCUCCUCCUCCUCCGCAGAGAGCUGUCUGGCUAAAAACUGAAACCAUACAGAGUGAACCAUCGUUUCUUUUCCCCCAUCUUUGUAGUUUCAGUGUGUGUUUCUAAAUGUGAAGGACGGAGGGGACAUGAAGCUUGUAUUAUUAACUGGCACUUUAAUUUUAACUCUUUAAUAAGGUCACCUGUGAUAUUUGACGAGUCAUAAUGAAGUUAGAUUUGUUUCAGACUUCCUGUUUGUCAUGUUUAAAGAGACAGGACGAUUAAAAAUGAUCAAUCUCCUUGACAGAAGUGUAAAUAUUCCACACUGUGUUGAAAUGAUAAUUAUCAAACAGAGUGAACCAUCUCAUGUAUAUUCUUAUCUUUGUAGCUCCAGUGUCGUGUAUCUGAUCAGCCGGGGAACAGGACGCUGAUAUUCUUAACUCGCACUUUGAUUUAAAAAAUGAAUCUUUUUAAUAAACUCGUGUGAAGUUUCA